AUGGGGGGAGCGGUGGUGGACGAUGGACCGAGCGGGAUCAAGGCCCCGGACGGAGGCUGGGGCUGGGCCGUCUUAGUCGGCUGCUUUGUCAUCACCGGAUUCUCCUACGCCUUCCCCAAGGCGGUCAGCGUCUUCUUCAAGGAGUUAAUCAAAGAAUUUCACGUGGGCUACAGUGACACCGCCUGGAUAUCUUCCAUAUUGCUCGCUAUGCUCUACGGGACAGGUCCUCUGUGCAGCGUGUUGGUGAACAAGUUUGGCUGUCGACCGGUGAUGAUGGUGGGCGGACUCUUUGCCUCACUGGGAAUGAUUCUGGCUUCUUUUGCAACCAGCAUCAUACACAUCUACCUUUGCACCGGUGUCAUUACAGGUCUUGGCCUGGCAUUGAAUUUCCAGCCUUCCCUGAUAAUGCUCAAUCGCUAUUUCAGCGAGAAGCGACCUUUGGCCAACGGUCUGGCGGCCGCCGGCAGCCCCGUGGCUCUAUGCUGCCUUUCCCCACUGGGACAGGUUCUCCAGUACCAGUACGGCUGGAGGGGAGGUUUCCUCAUCCUGGGGGGGAUGCUGCUCAACUGCUGUGCCUGCGGUGCUCUGAUGAGGCCCCUGUUGCCACCAAAGAAACAUCAAGAGUUUGAGGAUGGCAGUCUUGUAGCCACAGAGGAGAAGAAACUCAAGCCAAAGAGAAAACUGCUGGACUUCAGCGUGUUCAGGGAUAAAGGAUUUGUCAUCUAUACCGUGGCGGCCUCCAUCAUGGUGCUGGGCUUGUUCGUCCCACCCGUGUUCGUGGUCAACUACGCUAAAGGCCUCGGCUACGAGGACACUUAUUCGGCGCUGUUGCUGACCAUUUUGGGAUUUGUAGAUAUGUUCGCUCGCCCUCUGUGCGGAAUCAUCGCGGGGCUGAAGUGGGUCCGACCAAGGUGUGUCUACUUCUUCAGUUUUGCCAUGCUCUUCAACGGCGUCACCGAUCUCAUCGGGUCUCAGGCCGACAAUUACGGAGGUCUGGUUGGCUUCUGUAUCUUCUUUGGGUUGACAUACGGCAUGGUGGGAGCCCUACAGUUUGAAGUCCUUAUGGCUAUCGUGGGAACGGACAAGUUCCCCAGUGCCAUUGGCCUCGUGCUCUUGAUGGAAGCUAUAGCUGUAUUGGUGGGACCUCCUGGAGCAGGUCGCCUCUUGGACGCCACUCACAAGUACAUGUACGUCUUCUUGCUGGCCGGCUGUGAGGUCACGUUGUCGGCCAUUGUGAUUGCCGCGGGGAACUUCCUGUGCAUCAAAAAGAAACAGGAAGAGCCGGAGGCCAGGCUGGAAAUGGCCGCGGCAGGCAUUAAGAAGGGGAGCCUCCGUAACGAGACAAGGAACCUCGAAGAGGACGAAAGGGGAAAUUACAACGCCGAUUUGCAUCAACGGGGCGACGGCGAGUCCAGGGAUGAUGGACUGGAGAAUACUAAAGGAUGA
Nerophis lumbriciformis (worm pipefish) is the source of this 1446-nucleotide messenger RNA. Lineage: Eukaryota; Metazoa; Chordata; Actinopteri; Syngnathiformes; Syngnathidae. The record is from RefSeq and is a predicted model, not a curated record.